GUUUGCCCCUGCGCUGGGGGAAAAGACUUUGAGAAGAUGGAGAACCAGAGGGGAGCACUCUUGGGAUACGUACGCUGGGAAAGAGAAGAGAAAGGGAAUGAGGAGGAUGGGGUGGCUCCUGGUGCUUCCCCUUCCAGCCAAAGCAAACUGGAAGAUGUACAGGUGGAGAUGCUUGAGAAGGCAAGGGAGCUCUUCCAGCUGUGUGACAAGGACGAGAAGGGUUUUAUCACCAAGGUGGACAUGCAGCGGCUCCAGAGUGAACUCCCCCUAACCCUUGAGCAGCUGGAGACUGUUUUCGACAGCUUGGAACAGAACAAUAAUGGAUACCUGACGCCUGUGGAGUUCAGCAUGGGACUAGGAAAGUUAUUAGAGAUUGAAUUGUGCCAAGGGGCUGGGAGAAUGGAUCACUCCAGACACGAAGAGACCUUUGAGUCAGGCUGGUCAGAUGACUUGGACACAGCAGAUGAUGAUGAAGAGAAACGAUUCUGUUCCAUGAUGGAGCAGCUUGGAGCAGCCCAAAUGUUUGAAGACCCACGUGAGAUUCGGGAGCUCUGGGCUCGCCUACGAAAGGAGCGUCCAGAGCUCUUAUCCAAUUUUGAAGAGUUUCUGUUGCGUGUUUCAUCAUACGUAAGGGAGGUGAAUCACGAGAAGGAGUCUAUGGAACAGGCAUUGAAGCGGAAGGAGACAGACCAUGACCGAGAAGUCAGGUGCCUUUAUGAAGAAAUGGAACAACAGAUCAAAGCAGAAAGGGAGAGACUGAUUUGCCAGGAAGCACUGAGACAUGACAGGAGUAACCUGCUCCAGAAGGAACUGCGCAGCAAAGAGCAGGAGCUGGAGAAAAUCCUCUACCGCCAGAAGAAGCUGGAACAUCAGCUACAGUCGCUGAACUCGGAGCAGCUGGAGACCCGCGUGCAGAACGAAAGGCUCCGCCACCUGAAUGAAAACCUGCUGGAAGAGCUGGAGAAAAGCAAAUGGGAGCUGGAGGCAGUGAAGGGGCAGUUACAGAAGCUCCAGAAAGAGGCUCAGCUUGAGCAAGAGCAGAAGGACAGGGAUCUUUGUAUUUCCUCUCCUAUUAACUUAUUUCCCCUUUUAAAAUCCUACGUGUUUAGAGUCUCCAAGAACAUGCAGAAAGAGAAACAAAGCCUUCUUCGGCAGCUGGAGCUCCUCAGAGAGAUGAACAAGAAACUUCGAGAUGAGCGAGACGCUUUUGAAGCCAAGAAGCUGGUGCCUCAGAGCAAAAAGCCCCUGUUGAAGAAAGGGUCAGUGCUAGGCAAUUACCCGCUGGACGACAAGCCGGUCAAACGACAACUGGCCUCUGCAGACCUUCCCUUCACCUUCCUGGUGGAUGUGGCAGUGGAAGAACCCAACAGAAAGAACUGUAAAUACUUCCCAGGCAACAGGACAUGGCUGAAAACAGGAGAAGGAGACAGCACAAACUUCGGAGAGGAGAGCAGAGACAAGAAGAGAUGGUCAUUGGCAGCAAAUGCUGAGUGGUCAAAGAUUGCUUUGAAGGGUGAUGCUGACUGUAGAAAAAAUGCAGAUGGAUUAGAUGAUGCUCCGUUGCCUCCUAGAGGACAGCCUGUUGGCACAGAAACCAGGCUCCAGGCAUUGGAACCAGCCAGCUGCUCCCCAGACCGUAUCUUUAAAGUGGUGUUUGUAGGGAACUCUGGUGUUGGGAAGAGUUCCUUCAUCCACCGCUUCUGCUAUGACAGGUUCUUGGCUGAGCUCAAUGCCACCAUUGGUAUCGAUUACCAGGUGAAGAGUCUGAUGGUGGAUAAUACCCAGGUUGCCUUACAGCUGUGGGAUACAGCUGGACAAGAAAGGUUUCGGAGCAUUACCAAGCAGUAUUUCCGGAAGGCGGAUGGGAUUCUGGUGAUGUACGACAUUACGGCUGAGUGCUCCUUCAUGGCGGUGCGGAACUGGAUGAGCAGUGUCCAG
Messenger RNA from Tauraco erythrolophus (red-crested turaco), 1938 nucleotides. NCBI's taxonomy places the organism in Eukaryota, Metazoa, Chordata, Aves, Musophagiformes, Musophagidae. The record is from RefSeq and is a predicted model, not a curated record.